AUGCCCAUCUCAGAAUAUGCGGCACCGGCAUGGAACCCGCACCUGAGGAAGCUUGUUAAGAAACUGGAGAAAGUGCAGAGGUAUGCAACGAGAUUACUUCUGAAAACAAAAUGCAACGAAAUUAAUCCUGGAACUAAGCUGGAGAGGAUGGAGUUGGAGGUGCGAGACCUGGAGCCAGCACAGAGAGAGAAGCUGGGAGGACGAAUCAAGAGUUAUCAAGUUGAGCUGAAGCGUUUGGAAGGCGAAUACUCGCGUGUCAAGUUAUCUGCCACUACUAAUGAAGCUAGUAUGAGAGCAGAGCUUCUGGAAGAUGGGUAUGCUGGUGUAAGUGUUGGAGAAGAGCAGCGACAAUCACUCCUCGACAACACUGAGACCUUGGAACGAACAUCUGUGCGAUUGUCACAGGGUCACAAGAUUGCUUUGGAAACUGAGCACAUUGGGGCACAGAUACUGAAUGACCUGUAUAGUCAAAGACAAACCAUAAGUCAUGCACAAGAAAGGUUACGUGAGACAGAUGCAGAUCUGGACCAAAGCUCAAGAGUUCUCAAUACUAUGUUACGACGGGUCUUGCAAAAUAGAUUCAUCUUGUAUGCAGCUUUUAUUGCAGUAGGUCUUGUCAUAGCAUUGGCAGUCUACUUCUCGGUUAGCAGAGGAUGACAAUGAAGUUGCAUUAUCACAUAAUUAUAUACAAAUGUACAUAUUGCUUUAACUCAUUCUUUAUUGUAGACUUUAUAUUGUAUUUCAGUACCAUUGCUUCAUUAACCAGAAUUGCUUAAUGCAAGCAUUUAAGUGUUGAAUGAAUUCAUAUUUAGCAGAAAGCAUGCAUG
Cherax quadricarinatus is the source of this 827-nucleotide messenger RNA. The record is from RefSeq and is a predicted model, not a curated record. Lineage: Eukaryota; Metazoa; Arthropoda; Malacostraca; Decapoda; Parastacidae.